This is a messenger RNA of Fragaria vesca subsp. vesca, 1950 nucleotides long. RefSeq names its product DELLA protein GAI1-like. Gene Ontology annotation, cellular component: nucleus. The record is from RefSeq and is a predicted model, not a curated record. Gene Ontology annotation, biological process: regulation of DNA-templated transcription. Gene Ontology annotation, molecular function: DNA-binding transcription factor activity; sequence-specific DNA binding. The coding region runs from base 1 to 1950 and encodes 649 amino acids. Lineage: Eukaryota; Viridiplantae; Streptophyta; Magnoliopsida; Rosales; Rosaceae. The transcript has a single exon.
AUGGCAAAUGCAUUCUUCUCGUCCACACCACUUGAUUUCGGAAUCCCAGGCGGUUUGAGUCCCCCCCAGCUUGAAGAAUAUGACAAAGAAGAUACAGUAAUGUUCAAUGUUGGCAAGGGAAACCAUUUGUUUGGUUUAGAUGAUGAUCAGUUGGGAGAAAUGAAUACUCUUUCUUCUGAACAUGGUUUCUACCAAGACAACAAGGCCAAGAAAGGAGGAGUUGUAUCCUAUUUGUCAAAAGAUCAAAACCAACACCAUGAUCUUGACCACCAACAGCAGCAACAGCAAUCCAAGCCAAACUUUUUGAUUUUGGAUAACUUCAACUUCGAGACCGUUUCUUCUCAACAUGGUUUCUAUCAUGGCAGCAUGGCCGGAAUGAAUGACCAACAACAACAGCAACAGGUCAAGUUGAGUUCUUCAUGUUUGGAGAAUUACAGCAGCUUUAAUUUUAGCUUCCAGUCAGGACAAGUUACACAACCAGUCAAAGAUGGUGCUCAGUUUAGGCAGAACCAUUGCUCAGAUAUUGUUGAAGCUAACAAGCAAUUACCGCCUCCUCAAUCUUCUAUAGCAACACUGGAGCUCCUAAAAAGUUAUGGAAGCGCGUUCAAGAUGUUAAAGAGGGAAAGACAAAGUAGUAGCAGGACAACUAGAGGCAAUGAAAUUGAUCAAAACAACAACUAUGAUGUUAAUGGUACACAAAAACUGUCAACCGAAGAGGUCAUGAGGGUUGCAGGAGCAAGGUAUGUGCAAUUCUCUAGUCAGGGGUAUGAAGACUUUUACAUGCCUAUGCACCAUUUUGGCUAUGCGCUUUCAGGUCUUUGCGAAGAAGAAACGAAAGAUGUAGAAAUUGCUCACUUACUGUUAGCUGCAGCAGAGAAAGUAGGCUACCAACAAUUUGAAAGAGCAAGCAGAUUGCUUCUGCAGUGUGAAGGGAUUGCAUCCUUCAAAGGCACUCUUGUUCAAAAAGUUGUGUGCUACUUCGCUGAGGCGCUUCGUGAGAGGAUUGACAUGGAAACAGGAAUGUAUUCAUCUAAGGGAAAUCAAGAAAUGUCUCAUUAUGUACAGGGUUUGGGAUCAAACCUUGCAUACAUCGCAUGCCACCAAGAAGUCCCUUUCCAUCCAGUACUGCAGUUCGCGGCAAUCCAAGCCAUGAUAGAAGCUGUUGCAAAUGAAAGUAGGAUCCAUGUGAUUGAUCUUGAAAUCAGGUUUGGUGUGCAAUGGACAGGGUUUAUUAAAGCACUGGCAGAACGAAAAAAAUGUCCGGUUGAGCUUCUAAGUAUUACUGCUGUGGGAGUUAGAGGCAAACAGAAUAUAAAGGAGACAGGGAAGAGGCUGGCAAGUUUGGCAAAGUCCUUGAACCUACCCUUCAAAUUUAAGGAAGUUAUUGUAUCAGACAUGAAAGACAUCAAUGGCCAUUUUUUCAAUGAAAUCAAAGAUGAUGAAGCUCUUGUUGUGUAUGCGUCAUUUGUACUGAGGACAAUGAUACCAAGGCCCAGGUGCUUGGAGAAUUUGAUGAGGGUGAUGAGAAAUAUCAACCCUUCUUUGAUGGUGGUCAUUGAAGUGGAAGCUAACCAUAACUCACCCUCAUUUGUGAACCGUUUCAUUGAUGCAUUGUUUUACUAUAGUGCAUUUUUUGACUGCCUUGAAAAUUGUAUGAAACAUAACAAGUACAGGGUUAUCAUGGAAGACUUGUUACGCAAGGGAAUCCGGAACAUAGUGGCUGCAGAAGGGAGGGAAAGGGUUGUUCGGAGUGUGAAGCUGGAUGUGUGGAGGGCCUUUUUUGCUAAGUUUGGAAUGGUGGAAACGAGCUUUAGUAACUCAUCAUUGUAUCAAGCUAGUCUGGUGGCUAAAAAGGUGUGUUGCACAACACUUGAUAGGAAUGGGAAAGGUCUCACUGUUGGGUGGAAAGGAACCCCAAUCCAUUCGCUUUCAGCUUGGGAAUUCCGUUGA